AUGGAGAGCAUAGAGCACAGAACGGUGGAAGUGAAUGGCAUAAAGAUGCAUAUUGCAGAGAAGGGAGGAGAAGGGCCAGUGGUGCUGUUCUUGCAUGGCUUCCCCGAACUCUGGUACUCAUGGCGCCACCAGAUUGUGGAUCUGGGUUCCCUCGGUUACCGUGCUGUGGCCCCUGACCUCCGAGGCUACGGUGACACCGAUGCUCCAGCGCCACUUACCACCUACACCUGCUUCCACCUUGUCGGUGACAUCAUUGCGCUCAUCGACUCUCUGGGUGUGGACAAAGUGUUCCUUGUUGCCCAUGACUGGGGUGCCAUCAUCGGUUGGUACCUCUGCUUGUUCCGACCAGACAGAGUCAAGGCCUAUGUCUGUCUCAGCGUCCCCUUCCGACCCUUCCUCGGAAGAAACCCCCGACAGAAGACCGUAGAUGGUUUUCGUGCCUUGUACGGAGAUGACUACUACAUAUGCAGGUUUCAGGAACCAGGGAAGAUGGAAGCUGAGCUGGCUCGCGUUGACACUGCAUAUCUGAUGAAGAACAUACUUACAACGCGCAAAACCGGUCCACCCAUUUUUCCGAAAGGGGAAUAUGGAACUGGAUUCAAUCCUGAUACUCCAGAUACCUUGCCCUCUUGGCUCACUCAGCAAGAUAUUGAUUAUUACGUUAGUAAAUUCCACAAGACUGGCUUCACUGGAGGCUUGAACUAUUACAGAAAUCUCAAUAUAAAUUGGGAGCUGACAGCACCCUGGACUGGAGUAGGAAUCGUGAACGUACCGGUUAAGUUCAUUACAGGUAGCGUUGAUUUGGUGUACAACUCCCCGGGGAUGAAGGAGUACAUCCACAACGGUGGUUUCAAGAAAGAUGUGGCAACUCUGGAGGAAGUGGUGGUGCAGGAAGGUGUUGGCCACUUCAACAACCAAGAGGCUGCAGAGGAUGUGAGCAAUCACAUUUAUGACUUCAUUAAGAAGUUCUGA
This is a messenger RNA of Sphenostylis stenocarpa, 972 nucleotides long. The record is from the annotation of a GenBank genome assembly. Lineage: Eukaryota; Viridiplantae; Streptophyta; Magnoliopsida; Fabales; Fabaceae.